Molecule: messenger RNA, 5427 nt
Organism: Acanthochromis polyacanthus (spiny chromis)
Lineage: Eukaryota; Metazoa; Chordata; Actinopteri; Pomacentridae
Product: NACHT, LRR and PYD domains-containing protein 12-like
Exons: 14
Coding region: 56-3730 (1224 amino acids)
Molecular function (GO): protein binding
Source: RefSeq, a predicted model, not a curated record
UCUUCUAACAUGUGCUCUCCGGUCAAUCCUCCGUGUGAAGACUGAAGUCCUCAAGAUGAGUGUUUAUGAGGAGGAGGAGUUUCCAGACUCCAGCUGUCUGUCCAUGAAGAGUGACUGGUCCAAAGGAGAUCCUCCAUGGUUCAGUAAAGAACCUGAACCCUCAGACACAAACAGACAGAGAGAAGAAUCUGCAGCCUCCAGCUGUCUGUCCAUGAAGAGUGACCGGUCCAAAGGAGAACCUGAAAACUUCAGUAAAGAACCUGAACCCUCAGACACAAAAGUGAUGAAGAGGAGGAGAGUUUGUGUGGAGGAGCAGCCGUCCUGCUGUGCUCGGUGUCAGGACGUCCUGAAGGAUCCGGUCUCUAGCAGCUGUGGACACUGGUUCUGCAGACAGUGCAUCAGCUCAUACUGGGACCAGUCUGCUCCAUCAGGACACUCCUCCUGUCCCCAGUGUGGAAAAAGAUCCAGAACCAGAGGUGGACUGCAGACAGCCAGUCAGAGCAGCUGUGGACAAAGUGUUGGUCUGCAGGAGGUUCUGCAGGAACAUAAGAUGAGUCUGAGGAGGAGAUGUGAACAUGUGACUGAAGGAAGUGAUGAAACAGGAGGUGGAACCCUCCUGAACAGGAUCUACACUGAGCUCUACAUCACAGAGGGACACAGUGGAGAGGCUGAUGUCCAACAUGAGGUGAAGCAGCUGGAGACAGAUUCCAAGAAGAGCCUCCAUGACACUCCCCUCAGGUGCCAGGACAUCUUCAAAGCCUUACCUGAGCAGCAGAGAGCCAUCAGAGUGGUCCUGACCAACGGCGUGGCUGGCAUCGGAAAAACCUUCUCAGUGCGGAAGUUCACUCUGGACUGGGCAGAGGGCGGAGAAAACCAAGGCGUCAGUGUGGUGGUGGUGCUUCCGUUCAGGGAGCUGAACUUGAUCAGAGAUGAGCAGCACAGUCUUCUCACGCUGCUCCAUGUUUUCCAUCCAACGUUACAGAAGGUGACGGCAGAGCAGCUGGCUGUCUGUAAACUUUUGUUCAUCUUUGACGGUCUGGAUGAAAGCAGACUUUCACUGGAUUUCUCCAACAGGGAGGUUGUGUCUGACGUCAGCCAGAAGUCGUCGCUGGACGUUCUGCUGGUGAACCUCAUGGAGGGGAAUCUGCUUCCCUCGGCUCUGGUCUGGAUCACUUCCCGCCCAGCGGCAGCCAAUCAGAUUCCUCCUAAACGUGUGGACAGGUUAACAGAAGUACGAGGCUUCACCGACGGCCAGAAGGAGGAGUACUUCAGGAGGAGGUUCAGUGAUGAAGAGCGCUCCAGCACAAUCAUCUCCCACAUGAAGACAUCCAGGAACCUCCACAUCAUGUGUCGACUCCCAGUGUUCUGCUGGAUCACUGCUACAGUUCUGGAGCACAUGUUGAGCACAGAGCAGAGAGGAGAGCUGCCCAAGACCAUGACUGACAUGUUCUCACACUUCCUGCUGGUUCAGACACACAGGAAGAAGAACAAGUACCAUGAGGGACAUGAGACGAGUCCACAGGAGCUGACGAAAGCUGACAAGAAAGUUCUUCUGAAGCUGGGGAGGCUGGCCUUCGAACAUCUGGAGAAAGGAAACAUCAUGUUCUACCAAGAAGACCUGGAGCAGUGUGGUCUGGAUGUGACAGAGGCCUCGGUGUUCUCAGGAGUUUGUACCCAGAUCUUCAGAAGAGAGUGUGUGAUGUUCCAGAAACCAGUCUACUGCUUUGUUCAUCUGAGCAUUCAGGAGUUUCUGGCUGCAGUCUACAUGUUCCACUGUUACACCAACAGGAACACUGAGGUGCUGGAGAAGUUCCUGGGAGAAGACUGGAAAGACAAGAAGAGACACACUCUGAGUAUGUUCCUGGACAGAAUCAUGGAGAAAUCCCUCAGAAGUAAAAAUGGUCACCUGGACCUGUUUGUUCGUUUCCUUCAUGGCCUCUGUCUGGAGUCCAACCAGAGACUCUUAAGAGGUCUGCUGGGUCAGACAAAGAUCCGUUCAGAAACGAUCCAGACAAUCAUCAAAAACCUGAAGAAGAAGAACAGUGAUGAAAUGUCUCCAGACAGAAGCAUCAACAUCUUCCACUGUCUGAUGGAGAUGAAGGAUCUCUCAGUUCAUCAGGAGAUCCAAGAGUUCCUGCAGUCAGAGAACAGAUCAGAGAAGGAACUCUCUGAGAUCCACUGCUCAGCUCUGGCCUACAUGCUGCAGAUGUCAGAGGAGGUUCUGGAUGAGUUUGACCUGAAGAAGUACAGAACAUCAGAGGAGGGAAAACUGAGACUGAUUCCAGCUGUGAGGAACUGCAGAAAGGCUGGACUUUCUGGCUGUAGACUCUUAGAGAGUCACUUUGAAGUCGUGGCCUCAGCUCUGAAGUCCAACCCCUCCCAUCUGGAACAUCUGGACCUGAGUGAGAACAACCUGAAGGAUUCAAGAGUGAAACAUCUUUGUGAAGGACUGCAGAGUCCAAACUGUAAACUGAAGACUCUCAGAUUGGAGGACUGCAGGUUGUCAGAGAUCAGCUGUGAUUCUCUGAUCUCAGCUCUGAAGUCCAACCCCUCCCAUCUGGAACAUCUGGACCUGAGCUGGAACAACCUGCAGGAUUCAUCAGUGAAACAUCUGAGUGGUUUUCUGGAGAGUCCAGACUGCAUCCUGAAGACUCUGAGAUUGUGGUACUGCAGUUUGUCAGAGAUCAGCUGUGAUUCUCUGAUCUCAGCUCUGAAGUCCAACCCCUCCCAUCUGGAACAUCUGGACCUGAGCAGUAACUACAACCUGAAGGAUUCAUCAGUGAAACAUCUGAGUGGUUUUCUGGAGAGUCCAGACUGCAUCCUGAAGACUCUGAGAUUGAGGGUCUGCAAUUUGUCAGAGAUCAGCUGUGAUUCUCUGGUCUCAGCUCUGAAGUCCAACCCCUCCCAUCUGGAACAUCUGAACCUGAGCUGGAACAACCUGCAGGAUUCAGGAGUGAAACAUCUGAGUGGUUUUCUGGAGAGUCCAGACUGCAUCCUGAAGACUCUGGAAUUGGAGUACUGCAGUUUGUCAGAGAUCAGCUGUGAUUCUCUGGUCUCAGCUCUGAAGUCCAACCCCUCCCAUCUGGAACAUCUGGACCUGAGCAGUAACUACAACCUGAAGGAUUCAGGAGUGAAACAUCUGAGUGGUUUUCUGGAGAGUCCAGACUGCAUCCUGAAGACUCUGAGAUUGGCGGACUGCAGUUUGUCAAAGAUCAGCUGUGAUUCUCUGGUCUCAGCUCUGAAGUCCAACCCCUCCCAUCUGGAACAUCUGGACCUGAGCAGAAACGACCUGAAGGAUUCAUCAGUGAAACAUCUGAGUGGUUUUCUGGAGAGUCCAGACUGCAUCCUGAAGACUCUGGAAUUGGAGAACUGCGAUUUGUCAAAGAUCAGCUGUGAUUCUCUGGUCUCAGCUCUGAAGUCCAACCCCUCCCAUCUGGAACAUCUGGACCUGAGCAGGAACGACUCCCUGAAGGAUUCAGGAUUGAAACAUCUGAGUGGUUUUCUGGAGAGUCCAGACUGCAUCCUGAAGACUCUGAGAUUGUGGGGCUGCAGUUUGUCAGAGAUCAGCUGUGAUUCUCUGGUCUCAGCUCUGAAAUCCAACCCCUCCCAUCUGGAACAUCUGGACCUGAGCAGGAACAACCUGCAGCAUUCAUCAGUGAAACAUCUGUUAGAUCUUGUGGAGAGUCCAGACUGCAGCCUGAAGACUCUGGAAUGGAAUCCACGGCACUGAUCAGGACGGUGUUUGUGCUGAGAGGAUGAAGUGUGUCCUGAUGAUCCAGAGGUUGAAGCAGCAGCAGCAGCUGGUGUGUAGAGACUCUGACUGGACCAUGUUACUGGGAGGUGGACUGGGAACCAGUGUAAAGUGUGUUGUUGUCACUGUGUAGUUUAGUGUUGCAGCUUGUGGGGAAUAUUCAUUUUACAUAUGUAUUAAACUAUCAUGUUUUUUAUUCCUUUCUGCUUAUUACUUAUAAUCAUUUUAAUUACUCUUUUGCUUAUCAAUUACAAUCAUCAUUUUAUUACUUUUUUACUUAUCACUUAUAAUCAUCAUUUUAAUUAUUUCUUACUUAUUGCUUAGGAUCAUCAUUUUAUCACUUUUACUCACAAUCAUCAUAUUAAUCACUUUUGCUUAUUACUCAUGAUCAUCAUGUUAUUACUUUUAUUCAUUACUUACAAUCAUCAUUUAAUUACUCUUUUACUUAUUACUUACAUUCAUCAUUAACCUUCGUUGAUCAUAUUAUGUGUGCUUGCAACUUGUAUUAACCCUAUAAUCAAAUGUAAUAAAGUGCUUAUGAAUGCAUGUUUGAGUUCUAGCUCAUAACCUGGAAAAGUGUUGAUCUAAGCAGGUUGUGCAGGUUUCAACAUCUAACUUAAAGGAAAGUGUGUUUAAGGUAAAUGCUUGAUGUUCCACUUGACUAAAGGCUUAUGGUUACAACUGACCUUUCAAAGAGCUGAGGGGAAAACUCUCCCCCUCGCUUCAAACUAACAAACUGAAAUAAGAAUAACAUCUAGGAUGGCAGUUUAGUGUGGACAGGUGACAGUUUUAAAAUUAAAAAUAAAGAACAUCCGUUAAAACUAUGCAAUACCUGGAAGAAAGAGGGGGGUCUGAGGUUACAGAGAUGUGCAACUUGUCACGUACUCACAGUGGACAGAGACAGGGCAAAAGGUUCAAACAACAGCUAGAUGUUUAAACAAGAAUAAAAGUUAAAGUAUUAAACCAUAAAACAAUAUUGGGGAAUUAAGAUUAGAAUAUAAUGUUCAUAAGAAAAAUACUUAAAAGAAAAUGUAAUCAACAAUGUCUUAAAUUAACAGUAAAUUGGGGACAGGCAUAGAAAUCUUAUAUUAACCUAUGAGGAUCCUAGAUUAAAAUAGGGAUAAAAUCAGAUUAAUCUGCCUUAUACAAAUAAUUAAAUUAUUGAUAUUGUUGUAUUAUUAUGAAAAAUAAAUUUAAUAAGCUGAAUUAAUAAAACUCAAAGCUCAGCAUAAAUUGAGCAAGAAGCUCAGACCUGUUGUCUGCAGAGAGCAGAGUUGUAGUCUGUGUAAAACUCACAGGAAGUCACACCUCAGGCAGGCACAUACACACACAUGCAAAGUACUCUCAAUACAGGGUGAAGACGGCUGUGGUUGGACGAAGACUGAAGACAUCCGGCAGUGUGAACCAAUCAGAAGACAACAGCUUCUUAGUUAAAAACUCAUGUAAUAGUUUAGAAUUCGCUCUUUGUUGUGAACAGCUGCAUGCAGAGGAAUAUUGUCUUAGUUUUAAGCCAGAUCUGAUGUCAGCUAGAUCAACAGAGAGUCUGCAUGCAUGCAUUUCUGUACUAUCCAAUGCGUUUUUACUAAAUAUUCUUAAAUGAAUAUUUUGACUCUGAGUCAUCCUUGUCUCCGAGUGUUUUUUCCUCAUUAACAGUACCAAAGAAUCCGCUUCUGACA